This is a messenger RNA of Pseudopipra pipra, 3417 nucleotides long. RefSeq names its product leucine-zipper-like transcriptional regulator 1. The transcript has 8 exons. The record is from RefSeq and is a predicted model, not a curated record. The coding region runs from base 700 to 2112 and encodes 470 amino acids. Gene Ontology annotation, molecular function: protein binding. Gene Ontology annotation, cellular component: Golgi apparatus. Lineage: Eukaryota; Metazoa; Chordata; Aves; Passeriformes; Pipridae.
GGGGAUCCCCCAUCGCCCCCGGGGUGGGCUGAGCGCCUGGGGCGGGGGGUGCCCUGUGCGGGCAGAGCCGAGGGGCGGCCGCGGGCUGGGUGCGCUCCCGGCCGCACGCCAGCUCACGGGAUUCUGUUUUGCUUUCUUUUCUUCCCCUUCCGCACGUCCCUGUCAGGACGAGCCCAGCCGUGGUGGGGAGCAGAGGAUCAGAGGCGAGGGCGGCGAGGCCUUGCCCGCGGGCGGUGGCCCCGGUGGCCCCCGCAGCAUUCAGAGCCCGCCCGGUGCCCGCCGAGGAGCAGCAGCAGCGCCCGGGCGGCCGGAGCUCCGCCCGGAGGAGCAGGGGAAAGGCGGUGAGGGCUCUGAGAGCAUCCAUGCACGCCCAGCAUCCCAGGGAGCACCGAGACAGCCCGCCAGUGCACACAGCGGCACUGCCGUGCAGCGGGGCAGGGGCACAGCUGUGCCCAGCUGGGCACAAAGUCGUUUCCAUCCUAAGGUACGAAAGGAAACAAAGCGCAUGAAAGGAAGGAAGCGGCGUCAGCGCUCAGCAGCCACGACACCGCUGGGGAGAGGGACCUGCGACUUCCCCGGUGCUGCGCAGGAGGUCCGUGACCAAACAGGGUUUAAGCCCUGUCUCUGAUGUUUUGGGAACCUCCUCUGACAUGGCUGCCCUUUACAAAUUGAUCCUUGGAUAAGAUCCUAGUUAUCAGCAUGAAAGGAAAAGCUGAACACUGUGGCUGGAAAUCUGCCCCCCAGCAGAAGCCCCGUCCCUGCGAUCGAUAUAAACACGCCUGUGUCGUUUGCAGAGGGUUUGUUUAUCUCCAUGGAGGGCGGAACAUGACCAGUCUGAGGGAUUUUUGGCGCUACAACAUCGCGAAAAAUGAAUGGGAAAUGCUGGAUUGCUCAGGAGAUGGUCCAGAAGAAUUGGAAGAACAUUCAAUGGUGGCUUAUAAGGGCAACCUGUAUAUUUUUGGUGGGAUGGUGGAUUCUGCUUUCACACAAGCAAAAACUCCUCUCUGGACAUAUGACAUUGGUAUGAUACACAAUAACCAGUUUUUUUCUGUGGGACAUUCCAAGUCCAUAGAUUCCACAAGAUGGACAGAGUGCCGUAACGUACCAGCAGAGAAGGAGAGCUUGGCACCAGCUAACAGAAAAGGUCACAGUGCAGUAGUUUACCAUUCCAGCAUGUACAUCUUCGGGGGAUACUUUGGCAUCAAAGGCAUUUCGCAGGAAUUUUGGACUUUCCAUUUUGAUACAGGAAAGUGGUUGUGUGUUUCCAGCCCAUCUCACAACACUGGUCCAGGACCUCGGCAUGGCCAUUCUGCCGUGGUUUAUCGUACCGGAAUGUACCUCUUCGGAGGACUGAUGGGGCUGAGUGAGCAGAAGGACUUGUGGAAGUGGGACUUUGUAAGCAGCAGCUGGUCCAACAUCAGAACAAGCCAAGGACCUCCUCCAGUGGUAGGUCAUGCUUCAAUAGUCUGCAAAGACUCUAUGCUGAUUUUUGGUGGAGGGAUUUCAAAUUCCAGUCCUAAUGAUGACCUCUGGAAGUAUCAUUUCCAUACACAGACAUGGAAGAAGCUUAGUAGUACUGCAAACUUUCCUCCUAAAAUGUAUCACUGCAUCUUAGGAAUUGGUGUUGAUUUCCAGACUACCUCAGAUUUCACUAAUACAUCCCCCAGCCACUGGAAUAACGAUCAGAAGGACCAUGGCCAGCUGGUGCCCAUCCCGAGGCACACUCGCUUUGGCAACUACUUCCGCCAGCGGCCCACAGACAGGGCAUUUGGCAGCAAGGAGAGCAACGCCAUUGAAAUGAAAACCUUCAGCUUGCCUCUGGAGCCAGUGAGCUUCCGUGCAUUUCAGACCACCUCAGAGGCAGAACUGGACCCAAACAGAGACACAAGCCUUUUGAUGAAGGACAAGUCUCUCCCUCUGUUUCCCUCUUCAGAGAGAGAAACUCUGGCUGCCGCUCAAGUUGUGGGUGAAGAGGAGGGAAGUGACUGUGGGUGCGCGACCGCCGGGGAUGAACUCGGCAGCAGCACCAACACCCUGCUGCUCAUCGGGGGCAAACCUUUGUCCAGCUUCGCUGAGAUCUCCUUCAGACAAAUGGAGUUCGAUAGCUCGUGAUCGCUUUGAUUACAAAGUGAAAGAAUAAAUUUCCACCACCGUGGCAGUAGGUGGAAAACCAACUGCUUGCAACUGUCUUCAGCUUCCUAUCAGCAUGCUUGGGAAAAAAAUAAUUAAACGUUCUCAUACUUGCUGUGAACAGAUUUUUUACAAUGUUAACGAAACCCAACAUAUAUUUAAGUCACAACUUGCAUGUAAGUUGUGAUUUCUGAGAAGAGCUUGUUGGAAUGCUGCUCUUUUUGUUACUUUUCUUCUGGUCAGUUCAUAUCCUUUCAAAUUGCAGUGGCUGAUGCUGCUUUGAAAAAUCAGAACUACAAGUAACCCCUACUGGCUCCACAGCUGCCAUUUCAGGGUCAAAGCUUGCUCAUUUUGCACUUGUAUUAGAGGGAAAUACGGUCACAUUUGAGGGAUUUGAUCAAUCUUAAUGGCAACAUUCUCUAAGUUUUUUAAGAUUUUGUUUUCUUGAGUGUUAUUUGCACACUAUAUUUGCAACAAGAGAUAGCCUUACAACACCACAGAAACCAAAUGAACAAGUUAGUGAGUGAAAUCUAGAAGAUAUUCCAGGAUUGUAUAUAAACCACGAGUGCCCCCUGAAAAUCAUCUCCAGCCUUAGACCAGAGGAAGUACAUUAUAUUUGGAAGAACAAAGGAAUUGCCAAGUGAGUGUUGGCUUUAAUGACUGAGCACAGGAUCAAAAGGGUUUGACUUCCCAUAACGGGGUGGGGGGACAGAAAGAGGAGGGCUUGACAGGAGUGGCACAAAGCAUGGGCUGUUCUGACUGGUAACUCCUGUUUUAGCCACAAAGGGAUUUCUGCUUUUCCAACUCCCAUCUCUCUGUUUGUCAACUCAGGUAGUGAUCAUUACACAUUUCCCCUCUAUCUGAGUAAGUCCUGAGUUCAUGUAUAAUUUUUCUUUGCUGAAAAGAAAAAGUGGUUUUUUUGAAAGAUAAUAUUGUCCAGUGUUCCAAGCAUUUAUUUCCAUAGAAGUUACUAAGAUAUGGCCUUCUGACAGAACUUCAGCCAUCUGUAAGAAACGCUGCUGUCUGAAACGACUAGAAAGUGUAAUACUUCUGAAUAUUUGAAAAGAUUGCUUUUUGAAAGUUUCAUAGGAAUAAAGGAUUUCAAGUGAGAAUGUUUACAGAUACUUUUCAUCAUCUCUUCACAAGUAGCUGUCACAUGAAUUCAAUGGGAAAAUUAUAGAUGAAUUCGCAAAAAGCUACAAGAGUUAUUUGGACCAUUCGUGACCCUUAUUUGGAAACAGAGAGGAUUGUACUCUUCCAUUUAAAUAAAGCCUGCUCUGUUUCCUA